Messenger RNA from Cannabis sativa, 1855 nucleotides. RefSeq lists its product as uncharacterized. The transcript has 6 exons. Gene Ontology annotation, biological process: proteolysis. Gene Ontology annotation, molecular function: cysteine-type peptidase activity. The coding region runs from base 63 to 1478 and encodes 471 amino acids. NCBI's taxonomy places the organism in Eukaryota, Viridiplantae, Streptophyta, Magnoliopsida, Rosales, Cannabaceae. The record is from RefSeq and is a predicted model, not a curated record.
GCUAUUACUUCAAAUGUUAUUUAUUUAGUUACACAAAUGAAAUCGUUGCUAAUUUGCAUUUUAUGAUUUGUAGGUUCCUGACCAGGGCAUCUCAACUGUUCGGCAGGAAGAAAAGGGAAGUGUCUGAUGUUGUGGCUCGGCAAGCGAAGGAGAUUGAACAAUUAAAAGUUGAAGUCCAAUCCCUUAAGCAACAGAGGAACGCUGCCGAACAAGAGGAAGAAGGAGAGGUGGCUGGUGAGGCGUAUGUUCCACAACCAUACGCUCCUCAGGAUGAGGUACAACCACAAAUUUAUGCUGAAGAGUUCAUUUCCCUCAACGACCAAGGUAUCCUAUACAAUUUUGAUGACCAUGCGGCCCUUAAUCAGCAAGUACAUCUCUGCUCUGACAACAUCGACAAUAUUGUGGCCCGAGGGUAUUUGUACGAGCAUGUGGGUAAGAUCAAAGUUCACUGCCAGGAUUACGAUGAUUCACAUGCUCGGAUCAUGGUUUCGGAAAUCCUGCAAGAGGACGCUGAAAUCCCAGUCCCAAUUGAAGAGUUCAGAUAUGUUAGGGACGUGUACCAGAUGUUCCUUCCUUGGCCUAAACACUUAAUUUUAACAACCGAGGGUCCACUCGCUCAACCGCCCUCAAGACGUGAUGCGUCAAAGGGGAAAGCUCCGAUGCUUUCUCCACAAAGUCGUGGUGCACGGGAAGAUGAGUUGUUCACGGAAGAGAAGAUGGCGUUGAUCCCUAAUUCGCUAAAAUGGAUGAUUCAUGAAUUCCUAAGGCUCAAAGAUAAACGUGAUAUAAUCACAAUUUCUGUCCCCCGAGGAUUCAUUGCACCGCGUACCCAGAUCAUUUUAUCUGGAGAGGAUUUGCAGCAGGUUGCUACGUGUAACUACAUCGGCAACCAGGGAAUGCUGUUUGGAAUGAUGCACAUAUGGGAGAGCAUCAACGGUCUGAGAAAAAUUUUCAAGUUUUACGACCCAGAGCUUCUCACGGUGCAUGGGAUCAGCGAUGAAGAACAGAGUCAGUCUUUUGACGAUGCGGCAAGACGAUUGGCUAAUUGGUUAUCAUUAAUGAACAGCAACCACCAAAUGUUCUUUAUUCCUUGGAAUAUCGGGAUGCAUUGGACGCUAGUGGUGGUUGCGCCAAAGAAAAUUAUCCAUUUAAACCCUCUAAAAGGCCGCCCAAUUCCCGAAGAAAUAGAACAAAUGAUCGGAAGGGCAUUCAUGUAUAUAGGGGACGCACAUCAGUAUCUUGGCCCGUGGCAAGGAAUUUCACAAGCAAACUGUCCAAGACAACCUAAAAGCCAAGAAUGCGGUUUUUAUGUUUUGAAAUAUAUCACUGACAUCGUCGCACGUGCCAACCCCAACCGUUACAUAGAAGAUCAAAAAGCUUUUGGGGGUAAGAAGCAAUACGAUCCAAAAACAGAAAUUUUACCACUACAGCGAAAGUGGAUCGAACAAUUGAUGGCGGUGAUUCACGGUGACGAUUGAGGUUCAAAGGUCGAAGAAUUUUUCUUCAUUAUGUAAUUUUUAUAGAUUAACUUGUAAUUAGAUUUAUUAACUUAUUAAUUUUUUUAACUAAUUUUACAUGUUUGUGUAAUAUUUAAUUAUUUUUAUGAAAUCAAAUUAUGUUUUUACCCAAAUUUAAUUACUAUUUAAUUUAAAAUGUAAUUAAUAUAUAAUUAAAUUAAAUAAAUAUGUAAUUUAAAAUUUAAAUAAAUAUGUAAUUUAAAUUAAAUAUAAUAAUAUAUAAAUUAAUAAAUAUAAAAUUAAAAUAAUAUAAUUAAAUUAAAAAAAAUGAAAAAAACUGAAAUCUGAGGAGUUUUGGCGUCGGUUCCUACGCCACAUAUGGCGUCGGUUAUUAGCUA